Molecule: messenger RNA, 3414 nt
Organism: Octopus bimaculoides (California two-spot octopus)
Lineage: Eukaryota; Metazoa; Mollusca; Cephalopoda; Octopoda; Octopodidae
Product: importin-9
Biological process (GO): protein import into nucleus
Cellular component (GO): cytosol; nuclear envelope
Molecular function (GO): small GTPase binding
Source: RefSeq, a predicted model, not a curated record
GAUCCACGCGUGAAAUUCGCGCCAAAUUUCUUCCUUCGCAUCGGCUGGCUUCCAAGAUGGCAGGUGAUGGUGAUCGUAACAAGUCCCUGAAAGAAGCUUUAAUUGACAGUCUCACUGCUAUUCUGUCUCCUCUACACGACGUUCGAGUGAAUGGAGAGGAACAGAUCAAAGCCCUUGAGGUGACAGAAGAGUUUGGAGUCUAUCUGGCUGAGUUGACUGUGGAUCCAAAUGGAGCUUUAGCUAUCCGGCAAUUGGCCUCUGUCUUACUGAAGCAGUAUGUGGAAGCUCAUUGGUCAAGUCAGUCCAGUAAAUUCCGUGCCCCAGAAACCUCUGAGAAGGCAAAGGCUGCCAUUAGAGAGAUCCUACCUGCAGGAUUGAAAGAAUCCAUUAGUAAAGUUCGAACCAGUGUUGCCUAUGCAGUGUCUGCCAUCACCCACUGGGACUGGCCUGAGACCUGGCCAGAACUAUUCAGUCUUUUAAUGGAAGCUCUUACAUGUGGUGAUCCCAAUGCACUUCAUGGUGCCAUGCGUGUUUUGACAGAGUUCACUCAAGAUGUGACAGAUGUUCAAAUGAUUAAAGUGGCUCCAGUUAUUCUUCCAGAAAUGUACAAAAUAUUUGUACAAGCUGAUACAUACAGUAUUCGUACGCGUACUCGAGCAGUCAACAUCUUCAACACUUGUGUUGCUAUGGUAGCUACUAUGAUGGACACACACAAAGGUAUUGUUAAGGCUUUACUGUUACCCGUCCUUCCACAAUUUACUGAUGCUUUUAUCAGUGCCCUUCAGGUUCCUGAUGGUGAAACUUCAGAUAGUGGCCUCAAGAUGGAAGUUCUUCAGGCUGUCACAGUUUUAGUGAAGAAUCUCCCGAAAACAAUGUCUACUUGGUUACCUCAAAUCCUUCCUCCAGUUUGGAAUUUGUUCACACACAGUGUAGAAUUUUAUGUUCGUACUGUUGUAAAUAACACAGAGGAAGCUGAUAAUCCAGUGGAUUCAGAUGGUGAAGUUCUGGGAUUUGAAAACCUAGUUUAUAGUGUCUUUGAAUUUGUAUUGGGUCUUUUGGAGACUGUGCGCUUUCGAGCUACCGUAAGAAAGUCAUGUAAUGAAAUAUUAUAUUACAUGAUACUCUACAUGCAAAUCACAGAGGAUCAAGUGCGGCUAUGGAGUGGUGAUCCUGAUCAGUUUGUGGAAGAUGAAGAUGAUGAUACAUUUUCCUAUUCUGUUAGGAUAUCUGCACAAGAUCUGUUGUUGUCCCUUGCUGCUGAGUUUCCUAAUGAAAGUGCCCCAGCGCUAUGUCAAGCCUUUACCCAACACAUACAACAGGCAGAGCUUGACAAAAAUGCUGGUAAUCCCAAUUGGUGGAAAGUUCACGAGUCAUGUCUGUUGGCUUUAGGCAGUGUUCGUAAUCUAUUUGUUGAUUAUUUGAAAAAAGGGAAACUACAGUUUGACAUCAAACACUUUAUUGAAUCUGUGAUCCUUGCAGAUAUGGCAGCUGAGUCAGUGUCACCGUUCUUGAUUGGUCGUUGUCUUUGGACUGGCAGUAGAUUUGCUGCAGUCAUGGAUAACGAAACAAUGGACAAAUUUCUGCAGGCUACCAUGACUGGUUUACAUCCCAAUCAACCAGCUAGUGUUAGAAUUUCUGCUGUUAGAGCAGUCUUUGGAUUUUGUGAACAUCUAAAGAACACUGGCACCACACAGCUUUUGUUCAACUUCCUCCCAAACAUCAUGGAAGGUCUUCUCACAAUUACAACACAGUUUUCGUCGAAUGUUUUAGCACUUACGUUGGAAACUCUUAUACUUGUGUUGGCAAUUGAUGAUAAUUUUACAGCUAGUGUAGAGUGUAAAGUCACUCCAUUAACCAUUGCAGUUUUCCUCAAAUAUAGUAGUGCCAGGUUUUCCACCUCUUGUUUUCUAUUUUAUGGUGGCAUUUCUCAAUUAUGUUUUCUCCAGGCAGCAUUAGAUGUCCUGCAAAUGGUAGUGCGAGGAAGUAAGGCACCAUUGAGUGAUGCACUAGUCCAAGAUUGUUUCCCUGCUUCGGUACAAUGUAUUUUACAAACAGAGGAUAAUUCCACUAUGCAGAGUGGUGGAGAGUGUCUCCGAGCAUUUGCGUCUGUUGGACUGGAUCAACUCAUGGUUUGGCAGGAUGAUCAUGGUAAAAAUGGUUUGUUCUACAUCAUCCAGGUGAUAGCCAAAUUACUUGACCCCAAGACUCCUGAGUUUACUGCAACAUUUGUUGGCAAACUAGUCUCAGUGAUUAUCAGUAAAGUUGGUAGUCAGCUUGGAGAAGAUCUCGACUUGAUGCUUAGGUCUGUCUUGGGCAAAAUGCAACGUUCAGAAACUUUAUCUGUCAUACAGAGUUUGGUGAUGAUUUUUGCACAUCUCACUCACACACAAAUGGAAGCCUUAUUGGCAUUUCUUUCCAAUGUACCUGGACCAACAGGCAAACCAGCAUUACAUUUUGUUCUUACUGAAUGGUGUUCACGCCAGCAUCUCUUCUAUGGUGCCUAUGAAAAUAAAGUCAGUAUUGUUGCUCUAACCAAACUUCUACAGCAUGCUGUUAAUACCAAUGAUACACGUUUUAAUGAAAUUGAAGUUACUGGAGAUGAGAUUAUUGAUGACAGCGGUAUUCGAACACGAUCCCAAAGAAAUAAAACUCCAACUCAGUGGACACGGGUACCAGUUUUAGUUAAAAUUUACAAACUGAUUGUGAAUGAACUUUCAAAUCAAAUGGAAACUAACAUGGCAAGCAAUAUUCCUGAUGAAGAUGAAUUAAUUGAUGAGGAUGAGUUUGAAGAAGGUGAUGAUGAUGAAGAUGAAGUAUCUGAUGGUACAACGUUGAGUAGUAUAUUAGAGGAUUAUGGAGGUGAUGGUUUAAAUGUUCUAAAAUCUGGGCUGGAUGAAGACGAAGAUCCUGAUGCACUGGCUGACCCAGUUUAUCAUAUUGAUCUGCAGGCAUACUUAUCAGAAUUCUUGCAGUCUUUGUCACAGCAAGCAUUUUACAACAUGUUUAGCAGCCAUCAUACCCCAGCUGAGCGACAAGUGUUACAAGCCAUUGGUAUCCAGUGUUAAUUAAUCACCUUAUUACACAUAUUUUAUCCUCUUAGCCUUUCUUUUUUCCAUACCACAAACUCCAACUAAUACAACACUGAUUCCUCUCUAUUGCCAAAUACCUGCCAAUUGACUUGCAAACAAAGAAAAGAAAGGAAACAAUCAAGGCUAUGAUGUAAUUAGGUGCUGUCGUUUUAAUUUCCUUGCUGCAUCUACCUUUUAAAACCACGUAUCUUGGUCAAUGCCAUCCAAGCGAAUUGUUACAUUCACUCUCUUCCCAACUUAAUUUUAUAUAUCAUAAAACAUUUUCUUUUUAAGAUAUUUAAUAAAGGCUUGUAAAUAAUAAAUAAUAAAAAUAAACAGUUCCAAA